Hevea brasiliensis (rubber tree) is the source of this 3713-nucleotide messenger RNA. Its product is annotated as probable serine/threonine-protein kinase At1g09600. The transcript is spliced from 8 exons. Gene Ontology annotation, cellular component: cyclin-dependent protein kinase holoenzyme complex; nucleus. Gene Ontology annotation, molecular function: ATP binding; RNA polymerase II CTD heptapeptide repeat kinase activity; cyclin-dependent protein serine/threonine kinase activity. Lineage: Eukaryota; Viridiplantae; Streptophyta; Magnoliopsida; Malpighiales; Euphorbiaceae. The record is from RefSeq and is a predicted model, not a curated record. Bases 1199 to 3325 code for a protein of 708 amino acids. Gene Ontology annotation, biological process: positive regulation of transcription elongation by RNA polymerase II; protein phosphorylation.
GUCGCCUCCUCUACUCUUUUUCCUGUCAUUAUCAGGAAGUAUCUUCUGUGGGACAUCUCAGCUGCCACUUCUGUGCCACGUGGCACACUUCAUUCGUCACUCAGUGUACUCACUGUCUCUCUUCUCUUCUCCCACCUCUCUAGUAAAAACUCUGCUUCAUUUUCUUCAUUCACAAGUUGCUUAUGUAUGCAUCCACUGUCCUUACUGUUACUGUGUUCUUCCAUUUCUGUAACAGAUACAUCGCUUGACAUUCCUUUUGUUGCUCUGAUCUUAGAAGGAAACAUUACUGUUUCUUGCCUUUUCCUGUUUCCUGUUCUUUCUUUUUAUUUGUUUUGUGUCUUUAUAGAACCAAAGAAAAAAGAAAAGAAACAGAACGGAAAAAAGAAAAGAGAAAGAGAUCAACUUUUCUAUAUUUAGACCCAAAAAAGUCUCUUGGUUAAUCUUGUUUUUAGGAACUACCCAGAUCCGGAUUUCUCUCUCUCUCUCUCUGUUUUGUUUCUGUUCUUCUCUCUGUAGCUGUCUCUCCUUUGUUUCAUGACUCACAUUUGCUUAUUCCAAUCCCAAAAAGGUAUUCUCUUUUUUUCUUGGUUAGUUUUUUGCGUUGGUUUUGUGAGUUGCUGACCAACUUCAAAUUUUCUGGCCUUUAGCAGAAUUUACAAACAGAAAAUUCGUUGCUCUUAAAACGUUAACCUAAUGCGUUAUUUAUUAUCGUCUGCAUCACAUUUUAGAGUUCUUGAUUUAGUUUUGUUUUUAGCAAUUUAUUUGUCUUUCCAUUGGUGUAUCUUCCUAAUUGGGGAUCUGGGUUCUUGUUAAUUUAGCAAACAGCCGCAUUUUUUUGGAUUAUGUUGUUUUUGUCAGUGUUCUUUAAUUUGGGGAUCUGGAUUCUAGUAAAUUCUCAGAACAGAUUUAUGGGAUUGCUUAAAUUGUCAGAUUUUUACCUUUCUUGUUAGCUUUUCAUCAUUGAUUUACUUUGAUUUGGAGAUCUGGACCUUUUUUUUUUUUUUUAAAUCUAUCCUUACGUAUACCCAAAGUCAAGAAUUGGAACUUUCAAGUAGUGCACUGAUGGAUUGGAGAUAAAGUGGGAGAAGAGAAGAUAGCAACAUUUUGUUUGAUGAUUUUUGGGGUUUAGUGGUUGAAAGAACUGAGGCCAAUAAAACCAAUCAUCCUGUUGACACUAAGAGAACUGUGGAUUAGAAUUAUGGGCUGCAUUUGCUCGAAAGGAACUCGAGCAAAUGACUAUGUACAAAACAAUGCCCCAAGCAAAGAAACAACUAAAUCUAGCAAACGUUCAGUCUCUUCUUCCAAAAGAGAUGAAGCUGUAGUAGAGGUGGAAGGCAGUGGCAAUGAUGCCACUGCAGGUCUUAUAUCAAACCAACCCAGAAAUAACAAUGGGGGCUCUACCUCUGUAUCAUCUGAUGAGGAUAAGAAAAAAUCUACAAACGCUAGUGAUCAGAAGGUAUCUAGGCUAUUGAGUUUGACCAAUGGGGAAAAAGGAGCACAAGUUAUUGCUGGUUGGCCUUCUUGGUUGACUGCUGUGGCUGGAGAAGCCAUCAAUGGAUGGGUGCCUCGAAGGGCAGAUUCAUUUGAGAAGUUGGAUAAGGUUGGACAAGGAACUUACAGCAGUGUGUACAAAGCCCGUGAUCUUGACACAAACAAACUUGUCGCAUUGAAGAAGGUCCGGUUUGCUAACAUGGAUCCAGAAAGUGUACGUUUUAUGGCAAGGGAAAUCAUAAUUUUGCGUAGGCUUGAUCACCCGAAUGUCAUGAAACUUGAAGGAAUAAUUACUUCGAAGAUGUCUGGUAGUUUAUACCUUAUAUUUGAAUACAUGGAGCAUGAUCUUGCUGGGCUUUUGGCAACACCAGGGGUUAAGUUCACUGAAGCACAGGUUAAAUGUUAUAUGCAACAACUGCUUCGCGGACUUGAACACUGCCACAGUCGUGGAGUUUUGCACCGUGACAUCAAAGGGUCAAAUCUUCUGAUUGAUCUAAAUGGCAAUCUCAAGAUUGGUGAUUUUGGGUUGGCAACCUUUUUCUCUCCUCAGAAGCAGCCUCUGACAAGUCGUGUAGUAACAUUAUGGUACAGGCCCCCUGAGCUCUUGCUUGGUGCCACAAGUUAUGGUGUUGCUGUGGAUCUUUGGAGCACUGGUUGCAUUUUAGCAGAAUUGUUUGCUGGGAAGCCUAUUAUGCCUGGAAGAACAGAGGUGGAGCAACUGCAUAAAAUCUUCAAACUCUGUGGCUCACCAUCUGAAGAGUAUUGGAAGAGAUCAAAACUACGGCAUGCAACCAUUUUUAAACCUCAACAACCUUAUAAGCGUUGUGUUGCUGAUACAUACAAGGACUUUCCUUCAACUGCUUUGGCCCUUUUGGAUGUCCUCCUCGCAAUAGAACCCGAGGACCGUGGAACAGCUUCUUCAGCACUUGGUAGUGAGUUCUUCACAACAAACCCCCUUCCCUGUGAUCCUUCAAGUUUGCCCAAGAACCUACCAACCAAGGAGUUCGAUAUAAAAGUUCGGGAUGACGAUGCAAGAAGGCGUAGAGGUAAAGGGCGUGUACAUGAAACAACUAGAAAGAAUUUUAGAGGAUCUAGGGCUAUUCCAGCACCAGAUGCCAAUGCAGAGUUGCCAGCAUCCAUACAGAAGCGAAAAGGGCAGUCUAAACCUAAAAGCAUCAGUGAACAGUACAAUCCCCAAGAAGAUGGUUCUGACUUACCUGUUGAGCCUCCUGAAGGAACAGCAAAACAUGUCUACUCCCAUUCAGGGCAGUCCAUGCAUCCUACAAACUUUGGAUCGUCACGUGGUAUGAAUGUUAAUGAAAGUGAGACUCUUGGAGCUCCCAGCCAAGCAUUUGUUUCUCCUAGGAAUACCGAAGAGCCAAGAACUCAGAGAUCUUUCAUUCAUCGGGGAGCAGCCCAUUUGUCCAGAUUUUCUAAUUCUGUUGCAGUUAGAGGCAGUUCACAAUUGGAUAGCAGCUGUGCAACUACAGUGAAUCCACACUGGAAAGAGGAUCGUUUUGAUCCACGAUAUAACCACCUGGAUGAUUCCUCCCACCAUUUACUGAGUAGGCCAAAGUUCUCAAACAAGGAGGGUCGGCCAUCUGGUUUAGAGUCUGCAACGGGUUACUUUCAAAAGAAAGGUCAGAUGCAUUACUCCGGACCAUUGAUGACUGCAGGAGGAAACAUUGAUGAGAUGCUCAAACAGCACGAGAAACAAAUCCAGGAAGCUGUCCGCAAAGCACGUUCAGACAAGACCAAGACCAAUACCAAUAAAGCCUACAGUGAAGUUGGACAAACAGAAUCACUACUACACCAUGUAAAAAAUGGCAGGUGACAGUUGGAGUUGAAAGAUGCAUCAUGCAUCCUUUAUUGAAGCACCAGAGCACCAGUGCAGAAAAGCAUAAUUAUCAGGUAUUCCCGUUUGGAAUCUGACAAAUCUCAACACUGCACGAGACUUAACGAUUAUUGAGCUUCUAUGGGGAUCAACCCAUCAGAUAGUUAUCUGUCAUCACAAUGAGGUUCAAGUUAUAAAAAUGCUGUAGAUAAUUCAGAAAUGUGAUUAGUUGGAAAGCCAAUUGAAUCCACCACAGCAAAUUAUUUGACUCCAAAGGGAGAAUCUCUCUUUGCUUUUUGGCAUUGUUCAGUUUGAAAGUUAUAUUUUGUACAGCUGAAAUCUGUAUGUUGUUUUCUUCUUCCAAUAAAUUUUCUCAUUUAGUGUACAA